GUUCCUAGAUCGCUUAAGAGACCGAUAGACAAAAUCAUGUUGAAGGCACUGAUUAUUGUCUCGAAGAAUGUGAAUCGAGAAUCACACAGUAGACAGCUGUGUGCGUGGUAGUAUCAAGAGUGAACCGGAAAUCAUAUCGUAUCAUAUGAUUUGAAUUGGUCAAGUAUGGAUUAGAAUGUGGCAUAAAGUGGAAUGUUUCACGUUUCAUUUCUCUUGAGUAAAUUCAACUUUAUUAGCAAGUUUGAAAAUAUUAGUUCAUUUUACGUUAUACGUUUUUGUAAGUAUCACAAGAAUUUGUAGGUUUCUGGAUGACUGUCAUUUCCUACUCUCCCUGCAGCGAUACGCUGAGUAAUGGGUAGUCUAGUAAAACGAUUAUUUACGUAUUACGUAACAUGCAUGUAGCAGCACAGCCGACUCGCAUUACUGGCAAGAUGUGUUACUUGUAUAUAUAUCGGACUUCGUGAGGUUGGAAGCACAGUUGUCAGGAUGGACGGCAAGGGAAAAUUUCAGUUUGCUAUUGACAGAGGUGGCACCUUCACCGACGUUUACGCGAGAUGCCCAGGUGGGAAAAUUCGAGUUAUGAAGCUUUUGUCGGUCGAUCCCGCAAAUUAUCCAGAUGCACCAAGAGAAGGAAUCCGGCGAAUUUUAGAAGAGGAGACAGGCAUGUCCAUGCCAGUCAAUCAGCCCAUUGAUGGGAAUUUUAUUGAUUGGAUUCGCAUGGGCACAACAGUUGCUACAAAUGCACUGCUGGAGAGGAAAGGUGAAAGAAUGGCACUUCUCAUAAAUAAAGGUUUCCGAGACCUUCUUUUCAUUGGUAACCAAGCAAGACCAAAAAUAUUUGACCUGGAAAUAGUGACACCCAGUGUUUUGUAUGAGGAGGUAGUUGAGGUGGACUGUCGAGUAGUUCCUGCGCUACCUGGACGGUGCAUGUUGACAGGACUUGAACAUGGAGAGUGGUCACAUUGGCGUCAUGUUACAGGAACUACAGGCGAGGAGUUACUGGUGUGCCAGGAGUUGAAUCAGGACACACUAAGAAAGGACCUGAUUAUUCUGAAAGAGAAGGGCAUCGACAGCAUUGCAGUGGUUCUGGCACACUCAUACACGCACUCAGAACAUGAAGAAGCAGUAGGCCGCGUGGCAAGGCAGCUGGGUUUCAAACAUGUAUCUCUGUCACACCAAGUGAUGCCAAUGGUUCGUAUAAUUCCUCGAGGUUUCACAGCAUGUGCUGAUGCAUACCUCACUCCACACAUACACAAGUAUGUACGUGGUUUUGCAGGAGGCUUCAAGGACAACUUGGCAGGUGUCAAUGUGCUCUUUAUGCAGAGUGAUGGUGGUCUCACACGUAUGGAUACUUUCAAUGGGUCACGUGCAAUAUUGUCAGGACCAGCUGGCGGAGUUGUGGGUUAUGCAGUAACAACAUACAAGCAAGAGACAGAUUUACCUGUCAUUGGGUUUGACAUGGGUGGAACAUCGACUGAUGUUAGUCGAUUUGCUGGGGAUUAUGAGCAUGUGUUUGAAUCAACCACAGCUGGAGUCACCAUACAAGCUCCACAACUGGAUGUCAACACAGUUGCUGCUGGUGGUGGGUCCAUGCUGUUCUUCCGUUCAGGUCUGUUUGUAGUUGGGCCUGAAUCUGCAGGAGCACAUCCAGGUCCCAUUUGUUACCGCAAAGGAGGACCUAUUACUGUGACCGAUGCCAACCUGUGCUUAGGACGACUUCUGCCUGAGUACUUUCCUAAAAUAUUUGGUCCUUCAGAAAAUGAGCCCCUGGAUAAAGCAGCCACUACACAAGCUUUCUACAAACUCACUGAAGAGAUCAAUAGUUUUCUUAGCAGCCAACCAGACACCAAAACCAAGCCUGCAAUGACUGUAGAGGAUGUUGCUAUGGGUUUUAUACAGGUUGCCAAUGAAGCCAUGUGUCGUCCAAUCCGAGCCCUGACACAGGCUAAAGGCUAUGAUACAAGCCGCCAUGUGCUGGCAUGCUUUGGUGGUGCAGGAGGCCAGCAUGCGUGCUCCAUCGCUAGGGCACUGGGCAUGGGGACAGUGUUUGUACACAAAUAUGCUGGAAUUCUUUCUGCGUAUGGAAUGGCUCUUGCUGAUGUGGUGCAUGAAGCACAGGAACCGUGUGCCAAGAUUUAUGAACCAGAAUCAUUCCAAUACCUUGAUGAGCGGCUGAAUGUGUUGGCUGAACAAUGUCAGGUGGAACUGCAGAAGCAGGGAUUCAAACCUGAACAGAUACACACAGAAGCAUACCUGCAUUUGCGUUAUGAAGGAACAGAUUGUGCCCUCAUGUGCACUGCAGAUUCAGACAGCGAAGACAAGACAUGCAAACAUGGAGACUUUCACAAGACAUUCUUAGAGAGGUACCAGUGUGAGUUUGGGUUUACGAUCGAAGGCCGUGCAAUUGUUGUGGAUGACAUUAGGGUUCGAGGUGUAGGCAAAUCAUUUGUUCAUACAGACAGUCCAGUUCCUGCUGCAGAAGGACCACCAAGAGUUGACAAAGUGACUGAGGUGUACUUUGAGAAAGGUUAUCAUCGUGCUUCUGUGUAUGUUCUGAGUGACCUGAGUGCUGGACACGAGAUUCCCGGUCCGGCCAUUAUUAUGGAUAACCUGAGCACAGUUCUUGUGGAACCUGACUGUACUGCUUCUGUUACUUUAAGAGGGGAUAUCAAGAUUGUGAUUGGGUUGGGUGAACUCAAAAGAAUUGGUACAGAACUGGAUGCCAUUCAACUUAGCAUCUUCUCACAUCGUUUCAUGAGCAUUGCUGAACAAAUGGGCAGAAUUUUACAGCGGACCUCAAUAUCAACAAAUAUCAAGGAGCGGUUGGAUUUUUCUUGUGCCUUGUUUGGCCCAGAUGGCGGUCUUGUGUCUAAUGCUCCACAUAUACCAGUGCAUCUGGGAUCUAUGCAGGAGGCUGUCCAGUAUCAGAUGCGAUCACUUGAAGGUGGUUUUCAGGAAGGUGAUGUCAUUCUGACCAACCACCCAGCUGCCGGAGGUUCACAUCUCCCUGAUCUUACAGUUAUAACACCUGUCUUCUAUAAGGGUGAGAGCAAACCUGUGUUUUUUGUGGCGAGCCGUGGACAUCAUGCAGACAUUGGGGGCAUCACACCAGGGUCGAUGCCACCACACUCUAAGAGUCUGAUUGAGGAAGGAGCAAGUUUUAAGAGCUUCUACUUAGUGAAGAAAGGAGUGUUUAAUGAAGCUGAAUUAGUGGAGGCGCUAAUGGCUCCAGCCACAGUUCCAGGCUCCUCGGGGACACGGAACCUACAAGACAAUUUGUCUGAUCUUAAAGCUCAGAUUGCUGCAAAUCACAAGGGCAUCAGCUUGGUCGCAGAGCUGAUAGAUGCCUAUGGCCUUGAUGUAGUGCAGGCGUAUAUGCAUCAUAUUCAGGCCAAUGCUGAGGUGGCUGUGCGGGACAUGUUGCGAGAGAUAGGGACAAAGGUUCUCCAGCGUUCUGGUGGAAAUGAACUAGAGGCUGAGGAUUACCUGGAUGAUGGAUCACCCAUACGACUCAAAAUCAGCAUUGACAUUCAACGAGGAGCAGCUGUGUGUGAUUUCAGUGGCACCGGCUGUGAGCUGUGGGGCAACUGUAAUGCUCCAAGGGCCAUAACACUGUCUGCUCUCAUCUAUUGUCUGCGUUGCAUGGUGGGGCAUGAUGUGCCUCUAAACCAGGGCUGCCUGAAUCCAGUAAGAGUCAUCAUUCCAAAAGGCAGUUUGCUUCAUCCGUCAGAUACUGCAGCGGUUGUUGGUGGAAAUGUGCUGACAUCACAACGCAUAGUUGAUGUUGUGCUAAAGGCUUUUGAGGUUUGUGCAGCCUCUCAGGGUUGCAUGAACAACAUCACAUUUGGAGAGGAGAAAUGGGGCUACUACGAAACAGUUGCAGGGGGAGCUGGAGCCGGACCCACCUGGCAUGGGCAUAGUGGUGUUCAUACUCACAUGACCAACACUCGUAUCACAGAUGCCGAAAUUCUAGAACGUCGCUAUCCGGUUGUUCUUCGCCACUUCAGUCUAUGGCCAGAUUCAGGAGGUUCUGGUCGUUUCAGAGGAGGCGACGGAGUCGUUAGAGAACUCUUGUUUAGGCGUCAUAUCAUGCUUUCUGUUCUUACUGAACGCAGGGUGUUCCAUCCAUAUGGUAUGAAUGGUGGUUCUCCUGGAAAAAGGGGUAUGAAUCUGAUUUUGAAAACAGAUGGCAGGAUUAUCAAUCUGGGUUCAAAAACAGCAAUUGCCACUGAACCAGGGGAUGUGUUCCGACUGCUGACGCCUGGUGGCGGUGGUUAUGGGAGGCCAGAUCUUGUGACAUCAUUUGCGGCAGAUACCAACCAGAAACAACUGCCCACGUUCAUUGAACGAGGUAGCGUAUAUGAAUACCAUCGUGCUCAAGAAUCUGUGUAAAGUCAUGAGCUACUGCAGAAGAUCUUUAUAUCCUUUUGAUUAAUAAUAUUUCUAGUAAACUGCUCGAUGUUUUGGAGGUCAUUUCCUCUUUUCACAUAAAAAUUAAGUAAGAAUUUUAGGAACUUUUUAAAUGUGCUGCUGUGGCUGAUGCAGAUGGGCCAUUUUGUUUUUAUGUUCUACAUAGCUACAAAAUUCAAAGACUAUACAAUCUUUCGUUAAUUUAGUCUGAUAAUAAAGGAUAGAAGGACAUGACAUGCUCUGUAACUGAGCAAGGAUACGUGUAUAUGCAUAUUAGUCAAAGGAAAGGUAGAGCGAUCAUUUAAAUAAAAUAUAAAUAUAAAAAUAUAUUUACAUAAAAUAUAUGCAUUGAAGAUACGGGACAAGGACUUGUACAAACUGUCCUAGGUCGGUAUUCCUAAAAUGAUGCGUCGUGUGUGCUGUAACAUUUAAAAGUACUCCGUUUGAAAAUAAGUGCCUUGAAAAGUUAGUUACAUAUAGGCCUUCUGGGACCCACAGGAAUUACCAAAAAAUGUAGUUUGUAAAGAUGACUUUUAAUCAUAAGAAUGUUCAACUCUUGCAUUUUCAAGGAUAAUUAGUUGUAAUAUUUUUCAUAUCAUCAUCAUCAUCAUCCUUAAAAGAUUUUAAAUAUAAGUUCUUGUUCUUGUU
Molecule: messenger RNA, 5058 nt
Organism: Zootermopsis nevadensis
Lineage: Eukaryota; Metazoa; Arthropoda; Insecta; Blattodea; Termopsidae
Product: 5-oxoprolinase
Biological process (GO): glutathione metabolic process
Cellular component (GO): cytosol
Molecular function (GO): 5-oxoprolinase (ATP-hydrolyzing) activity
Source: RefSeq, a predicted model, not a curated record